GUUGCCGGCGGCAUGAUCGCAAAGGGCGUUUGGGAGGGCAAGCUUUUGGGUGUAAGCACAGCAGUGCUUUGGUCAUUCUAGUGACGCCGAUGCAGGCAGCAGCUACUUAGUUAUUACCACUAAAACGUUUCCAAGUUUAUUAAUAAAACCACUGCGUCGAUAGUAUAUCACUUCAUUCAUCAAAUGCAUCGCAAGGUGGCUAAAUGCGUGUCGCGCUAUCUGCUCGAAUACAAUAAAAACUAUAAAUUAAAAGUGAUUUGAAGGACUGUUAAUUUGAAUUUACAUAUCUGCAGUCACAAAAUUCCAUAAAUGGUUUACCAACUAUUAACAUCACCAAAACAACUAUCAAUAACUUCGUUUAAUACAUGCUAUUUGUCAAAUGAAUUUGCUUUAGCAGAUCUACACUGAGAAAUAACUCCAAACAAAGUAAAAUAGAAACUAAAGUGAAAAUUUAUUCUAUGUUUUUCAAACAUCAAUGGACUAAAGUGGAAGUUUUAAUGUUACCAAGAAGAUAGUAAUUGAGUGGGAAAAAUUAAAUCAUAUUAAAAGUGAAUUAUUAACAAAAAUUACUUAAUAAAUUACCUUAACCUUCAAAUAAUACGUAGCGGAAAUGGUUAGAUAUCUAAUAUCUUUCAUGCUGAUCGCAUUCGUUGCGCUAGAUCACAGCAUCAUCUACGGCCGUCAGCACAGCGACAUACCAGCGUCAAACGACUCUGAUAGCGCGCAACCAUAUGCGCACUAUGUGCCGCCACCAUACGAACAAACGCGACAUCUAUUUCAUGUGCAAUCCCCCCAACAGAUACACAAACGUUCGCACAGAGUGAAUAAUAAACGCCCCCGUGCCCCCAAAGCGCGUCGUAUACGACAAUCGUCCUGGCAUGAAAAUGUGCCACCAGAUGCUAUGAACAGCGAGGAAGAGCGUGCGGAACGCGAAGAGGCCGCAGCGGCGCUGCGCCGCUAUAUACACAUACAGCGUCAUAUGGCGCAUCAAGAGGAGCAUCUGCGACACCACAAAGAGGAGUACCAUCGCACUGCCAGGCAAUUAGCAGAGGAGCAGCAGGAAGAGGAAGUAGCGGCGCGGUUGAAUGAGCUUCAGGCAAAAGGGGAAGCGCCGCGCGGCACGAGUACAGUGUUCAGUAUGCGCAUGCCACGCAUUUGGCAGCACUUGGGCGCCACCGAAGAUCUUAUGCUUGGUGAUGCGCCGCGUGAUUAUAACGAUGAAUCGCAGAGUGGAGCAGAUGUAUCGCUCUCACUUUCACAAUCACUCUCUGUCUCUGAUGAACUUGACGAUUCUGUUGCGCCUUCGAAUGCGACAAAUAACAAUUGGCUUGAAGUGGCCGAUAAUGAGCAAAACGAAGCGGCCCAAAAGAAAAAAGAAAUCACUGUCAAAUCGGGUUGCCCGAAAUGUGAAAGUAGUCGGCGCGUGGAACACAUAAGUGAGGAAGAACUCACACAACUGCGUAUAGAGUAUGUCAAGCAACAGAUUUUGGAAAAAUUGCGGCUGAAAGAGCGACCGAAUGUUUCAGCGGUUGGCCUACCCAAACCCAUUUAUGAGGGUACAACUAUCGAGGAGGAGGAAGAUGAUAGCGCAAAAAAUAAAGAUCUCGAUGAUUACUACGCGCGGACUAGCAAAAAGUUUAUCUUCCUCCAAAGAGAAAAGCGCGAAUGCCAACGUUUGGGCACCAAUUCGUCCAUGUGUUUCUCAUUCAAAAUUGAUGAUGCCGAUGCGGAUGGAUUUGAUGUGAACACCGCUGUACUUUGGCUAUUCAAGAGCCGAACUAAACGCUCACGUAGAAACAACAGCACGCGUAUAGGUCCACAGACUAUUGUCGUUUCUGAAGUGCAGCAAAAUACAGAUCCCAAGUAUUUGCCCAUUGUGAAAACAAUAGCCAUACAGUCGGUCGAUGUGCAAGACGAAUGGAUGAAGAUCGAUAUUGAAUGGCCAAUAAAACGAUGGUUCGGCAACCACGACCUCAGCCACCUGAUACACAUUUCAUGUCGCACAUGCGAUAUGGCUUCAAUGGAGAAAAUGAUUUCCGUGAAUAAAGAUUAUCGUCCAUUCAUUAUGGUCGACACACAGAAUCGUCGUCGGGCGUCGCGUCAGAAACGUGGCAUCAAUUGCACGGACGGUGUGACGGAGUGUUGCCGCGAGAAGCUAUACAUUUCAUUCGAUGAAAUUGGUUGGGGUGACUGGAUCAUACAACCACGCGGCUAUGACGCCUACUUCUGCCGCGGGUCAUGCGGAAGUGUGGCGAGUGUUGCACAAUCAGCGACGCACCAUAGCGCUUUCUUGCAGAAAGUCGCAUUGUCGCGUCGCAACCGAGGCAGCAAGCCGCUUGAGCUGAUACCUUGCUGCACCGCCAAACAGUAUUCUUCGCUGCAGCUCGUCUUUAUGGAUAGUAACAAUACAGCGACACAGAAAACCUUUCCAAAUAUGGUUGUCGAGUCGUGUGGUUGCCGGUAGUUCUAAGUCACGCCAAUGCGAAGGUCUUCGCUCAUGCCACUAGUAGAGUGCAUCACUGUAUUAUCCCAAUAGUUUUUAAGUCUGUUGUCUCAAAUGUCUCUCACUAAUCGAAACUUCAUUCAAAACGCGUGCCGGUACAUAUUUAUGUAGUUUUAAGCUUCAUUAAUUCAGCUCUAGAAUCACUUUCGUUGUUCAUAGAGUCGCUAACAUUACUUUUUUAACUACUUAAAUUAGUUGUUUCUUAAAUGCCACCUAACCUAAAUUGCUGCCAUAAAAUAUUUAACAAAUAUUUAUGUUUAGUGAUCGUUUUGCUGUUUUUUAUAAGAACUGUAUUCAGUACUUAAGCUCUCGAAGAGAAGUUAGUUACUAUUAGUUUUUAAGAUUUACGUUAUAUGUAUAGGUUAGUGUUUUGCCAAAAAUUAUUUAUGUAAGUAGUUUCUUUUGGAAUUGUAAAAACUUAGUUCAAUUUAUAGUUGAUUAUUUAUUAGUAAGUCCUAGGUAUAAGUGCUCGAGCACAAUUAGGAAUACUUAAUAUGUAUAUAAAAAGAAUUAUUAUACCGUAGAUUUAGUGAAAUAAAAGAAAAAAUUAAAAAGCUUA
Rhagoletis zephyria (snowberry fruit fly) is the source of this 3062-nucleotide messenger RNA. RefSeq names its product activin beta chain dawdle (gene daw). Gene Ontology annotation, cellular component: extracellular region. The record is from RefSeq and is a predicted model, not a curated record. Gene Ontology annotation, molecular function: growth factor activity; cytokine activity. Lineage: Eukaryota; Metazoa; Arthropoda; Insecta; Diptera; Tephritidae.